Messenger RNA from Caenorhabditis briggsae, 1542 nucleotides. It is a transcript of the gene Cbr-tfg-1, whose product is annotated as Protein CBR-TFG-1. Gene Ontology annotation, cellular component: endoplasmic reticulum exit site. NCBI's taxonomy places the organism in Eukaryota, Metazoa, Nematoda, Chromadorea, Rhabditida, Rhabditidae. Bases 1 to 1542 code for a protein of 513 amino acids. Gene Ontology annotation, biological process: endoplasmic reticulum to Golgi vesicle-mediated transport; COPII vesicle coat assembly. Gene Ontology annotation, molecular function: identical protein binding. The transcript has 3 exons. The record is from RefSeq and is a predicted model, not a curated record.
AUGGUUCACUCCAACGGCGCCAUCACAAGCACGACGAUUCUGAAGGCUCGUCUCGCCGACGACGUGCGCAAAUCGUCGCUUCACCACGCUAACGAUCUCACGCUGAUCGAUUUGGUGCUGAAUGUGCAGAGAAUCUUCGCGUUGCCGUCUGACGCCAAUUUCUUGUUGAAAUAUAAGGAUCAAGACGGCGAUCUUAUCUCACUGACCAGCGACUCGGAUUUGCUUCUGGCGCUGAACACUGUUGGAGCCACACUUGAUGUGUCCGUUGUCGUGGACACAAAGGCUCGCGAGGUGGUGCAGGAUGUGCAGAGACAGGUCGAGCAGAUUAAGCUCGACGUUGGAAAGCUCCUCGGCGCAUUGUCCUCCCUCGACAACCUUGCCUCGUUGGCCGACAAUUCGUGCUCUCAAGCCACGACGAUUGCUCAGCAACACGUUCCAUCGAUCCCACCAACAUCCGUAUCAGCAACUCACCACCAUCAACACGAUAACCUCGAUCUCCAGAAGAGCUACGAAGCUCCACCAUCGCCAGUUCCAUCGGAGAAACCGGAGCUCCCAGCCACCAUCCAGCCAUCGGUUCAGGAGCAAUUCAAUCACCGUCCAUCGAUUCCAGCUGAAGAGGAGAUUCCAUUGGAGUCGAGUUUCCAUGCUCCACCACCUGUGGACUCGUUAAACUCGAGCUUCUCACAACCACCGCCAAUUGAGCAGUUCGGAGCCAUGCCACCGCCGAACGCCACGAUUCCAUCGUUCCCAACAUCCAAUGCGGCAAUGCCACCGAUUCAACAGGAGCCAGUUCAGCAGCAGUUUGGUGCUCCACCACCAGCUCCAUUCCAACCACCUCAACACUCUCACUCGUCGGUCUCAUCGACCCCACAGAACUUUGGAGCUCCACCACAGGGACCACCCGGACAGUUUGGAGGACCACCACCAUCGGGACCACCAUCGGAGUAUGGAGGUUAUGCUCCACAGGGACCACCGCAGGGACAAUUCGGAGCUCCACCACAGGGACCACCACAGGGACAAUUUGGAGCACCAUCGCCAGCUCCACAGGGACCACCUCAGGGACAAUUCGGAGCUCCACCACAGGGACCACCACAAGGACAAUUCGGAGCCUCAUCUCCAGCUCCACAAGCUCCAGGCCAAUUUGGACCACCACAGGGACAAUUCGGAGCCCCACAAGGACCCCCACAAGGUCACUUUGCUCCACCACCACCACCAGUGACGUCACAGGCUCCAGGCAACUUUGCUCCACCACCACCAGGUGCUCCAGGAGCCACACCAUUUGCCCCACCACCAUCUGGAUUCGGAGGAAUGCCACCAUCGCAAGGACCACCCCAGGGACCACCCGGACAGUUUGGAGGACCCGGAGGACCACCACCACCGGGAGCCUUUGCUCCACCGCCGAGCCAGUUUGGAGGGCCACCACAAGGACCACCGCAAGGAGCCUUCCCACCAGUUGGAGCUCCAGGAGGAGCCCCAGGAGGAAACCCAUUCGCUAGAGGACCCGCCGGACCGGGAUAUCGUCAAUCACCGUACCAUCAAUAA